GUUCUCCAAGAACCUCAGCGGUUAUAAAACCAUGCUGAGGGGGAUGCUUGGUGACAAUGAGACUUGGGAAGAGAUCCAGCGCCACUUCCCGCGGAUGACGCUGGAGCAGUAUAAUAAAUUCUUGGAAAACGAGGAGCUCGAGUACACCAAAAGACAAUCGACCUGGGGGAAGGAGCUGGCGGAUAAGAACAUCGGUCACCACAAUCUCGGUUGCCGUGGCUUCGAAGGCAAGCAGCCGGUAUGGGACAAGGAGGACCAGGCCUACAUAAAUGCUGGCCUCGAGCCCCCUUUUGCCAAGUACAAAGACCCACUCUUCAGGGCAUAUCUCAGGUCCCGAUACCAUCGAGAAUUGGCUGGGAAACGUGUCACGAAACCUGAUGUGGUGGUGGGAGUUGAGUUGGUCGCCGACGCGAAGGUGAUGGCACUAGAGAAAGCAGUGUUGGCGGAACAAGCAGCCGCCGAAUCAGCUGGCUCCUCGUCCCAGACGUCGACUGGCAAAGUCCCGUGGGACACGCCUUUUAUCAGGGGUCUGAACACCGUGAAGGCGCGGCCGCUUUUGGACAAGCCCCACCGUGUCCCCGGCGCCGGAGGAGGUCGCAAGCUUGCCGACUAUGGCUUGGACGUGCCCUCAAGCACUAGGGAGUCGCGUCAGGCGCAGAAGGACCGGGAGCACGAGGCUCUUCUGAAAAAGGUGGCCGACUUGGAAACAACCAUGGAGCAACGCGUCAGUGCCGAGGUUCAGCAACGAGUCAGUGCCGAGGUUCAGCAACGCGUCAGUGCCGAGGUUGCUACCAGGGUCGAUGACGCGCUGGCCAACAGGGCAAAGGCGGAGGCCAGUGCUCCACCGGCUUAUGAUCAAUUUGAGCCCGAUAGUCAGCCCGAUAGUCCGCACGAGAGUCAGCACGAGAAGGCGUUGGACAUCGAUCAAGCUCCCAUUGAUACGUUCAUCGCCGAGCUCGACGCCGACGCGGUUUCUCCUUACAAGCCACCCGCCGUUUGA
This is a messenger RNA of Lolium perenne, 1000 nucleotides long. The record is from RefSeq and is a predicted model, not a curated record. NCBI's taxonomy places the organism in Eukaryota, Viridiplantae, Streptophyta, Magnoliopsida, Poales, Poaceae.